AUGGAAAAAUUGCAGAUAUUGACGGAACGACAGCAAACUGAAUUGAACCAUGCAAUAAUACAGUAUUUACAGCCAUUGUGUCAACAAGACAAUCAUGUUUUACUUGACCAACUCUCCAAAUUACUCAACAUAGACCAAUCAACACAGGAAUCAAACAAUGUUGAAAAAGUGGAUAAUUACUUGGAGAAAAGAUGGUCCACAGUUUUACGACUUCAAAAGAAAAUUAUCGAUCUUGAAAAUGAAAUUAGUAAUUUGAACAACAUUAUCAAUUCCACUAACUCCGAUAAUAAUGGUAUUAUAUUAAGUAAAGACAAAAUUAACUGGAUACCUAAGGGUGCUGUCAAACAAAGUUAUCAAUGUGAAAAUAUUGUUACCACAGUGAAAUUACAUCCAAAUUUACCUUUGGUGCUCAAUGGGUGCAACGAUGGAAAUCUUUAUAUAUGGAAUAUAUCCAAUGAUGACAACACAAUACCAGAGAAAAUGAUUAAAGCACAUACACGGGCAAUCAAUAAGAUAUGUUUCACUUAUAAAAAGCCAUACUAUUUGGCUACCUGCUCCUCUGAUUUAACUAUAAAAAUCUGGGAUGAGAAAUUCAACCAUAUUCGUACGUUGAAUGGGCAUGAACACACAGUUUCAUCAAUACAGUUUUCUCCAGUUGAUAACAGCAUUUUGUAUUCUGUAUCACGAGACAAGAAUAUUCGAGUUUGGGACAUUUUUCAAGGCAUAAGUCUAAAAAGUUUUGUGGGUCAUAGUGAAUGGUGUCGAGAUUUAGAUAUUAUACUGCUGGAUACUUACGGGGAUUUUGUGCUAACCUGUUCAAAUGACCAGCUGGCAAGGUUGUCACAUGCAAAUAGUGGGGCUGGUGUAGCAAUGAUUGUCGGACACAGCCAUGUUGUGGAAACGGUCAAAUUUCUACCUUCUUUGCAAGCCAACAAGAUACUCGAUGAAUACAUAACCAAAAACACUGAACAAUUUCCUACAAUUCCUUUGGAGCUACUAAAAGAUAAGACGUAUAAUCAGUUGGGCUUCAAAUACUGUAUAACUGCCAGUAGAGACAACACGAUCAAGUUAUGGUUAAUCCCACCUCCAACAAUUGCUCCCCAUAGGCCACCACUUCCAUCAAAGUACAACAAUUCCCAAAGUUGGCUAAUUGCAGAACUCAAGGGACAUCUGUCUUGGGUUAAAAGUUUAUGUGUUCAUCCAAAUGGGAAAUUUAUUAUUAGUGGCAGCGACGACAAGACAAUCAAGUUUUGGGAUUUGUCAGGUUUGUUGGAAACUGGGUAUGUCAAUGUUGUUAAAACGAUUAUAGGUCACGAUGGAUUCAUAAACGAUAUUGAUUUUGCCCGAUUGAAGGAAGCAAGUGACGUGAGUGAAGAGGAUUUAUUGAAACAAGUUGAAAAACGAAUGAGAUGUCUAUUUAUUAGCGGAAGUGCCGAUAAUUCAAUCAAACUAUGGAACUAA
Molecule: messenger RNA, 1461 nt
Organism: Candida albicans SC5314
Lineage: Eukaryota; Fungi; Ascomycota; Pichiomycetes; Serinales; Debaryomycetaceae
Exons: 1
Coding region: 1-1461 (486 amino acids)
Biological process (GO): microtubule organizing center organization; establishment of mitotic spindle orientation; vesicle transport along microtubule
Cellular component (GO): cytoplasmic microtubule; kinetochore; nuclear envelope
Molecular function (GO): dynein complex binding; microtubule plus-end binding
Source: RefSeq, a predicted model, not a curated record